CCCGACACGCCACACAUCUUGGCACGAACCAACCAACCCCUCCCAAAGAUGGGGCAAGACAGCCACGCCCUCCCCAUCUCCGCCGCCAGGGACGCUGCCUCGGAGCCCGGCGGCAGGCUGUUCACGGCGGGGCUGGUGGCGGCGUGGUACGCGUCCAACAUCGGGGUGCUCCUCCUCAACAAGUACCUCCUCUCCGUCUACGGCUUCCGCUUCCCCGUCUUCCUCACCGCCUGCCACAUGUCCGCCUGCGCCCUCCUCUCCUGCCUCGCCCACGCCGCCUCCGCCCGCCGCGCCGCGCCCCCUCCGAGCUCGCGCGGCCAGCUCGUCAGGGUGGCCGUGCUGGGUGCCGUCUUCUGCGCCUCCGUCGUCGCCGGGAACGUCUCCCUCCGCUACCUCCCCGUCUCCUUCAACCAGGCCGUCGGCGCAACCACGCCCUUCUUCACCGCCGUCCUCGCCUACGCCGUCGCCGCGCGAACGGAGGCGUGCGCCACCUACGCCGCGCUCCUCCCCGUCGUCGCCGGCGUCGUCAUCGCCACAGGGGGUGAGCCAAGCUUCCAUCUUUUCGGUUUCAUUAUGUGCGUUGGAGCGACGGCGGGGAGGGCGCUCAAGACCGUGCUGCAGGGGAUCUUGCUGUCAUCAGAAGAGGAGAAGCUUAACUCCAUGGACCUCCUCCGUUACAUGGCUCCGGUGGCCGUCAUCCUGCUGGUUCCAGCAACAUUGAUCAUGGAGCGGGAGGCGCUUGGCGUGGCGGCUGCGCUCGCACGAGAGGAUCCCAGUUUCAUCUGGAUCCUGCUCUGCAACUCCUCUCUGGCCUACUUUGUGAACCUGACCAACUUCCUGGUCACCAAGCACACCAGCCCACUGACGCUUCAGGUUCUUGGAAAUGCAAAAGGGGCUGUUGCUGUUGUGGUUUCCAUCCUGAUAUUCAGGAACCCGGUAACAUUCGUGGGGAUGCUAGGCUAUGGGAUUACGGUCGCAGGUGUUGUUCUGUACGGUGAGGCCAAGAAAAGGAACAAGUGAGCUCGACCUGAUGAACAAGCCGCCUCUUCUGUUUCAGCUCCUGUACUCUGGGAGAUGGUAGACUCGACGUUCCGUGCCUGCACAUCUUUCGCCGGUGCCCUGAGUUGUUCUGACGGAAUCAUGGUGAUGGUACAACGAAGACAAGCACGGAAGUUUUUUUUUUUUUGCGUGCUCUAGAAUUGCAAUUUGAGCUCCUAAACUGUAGGAAAUUGGGAUGUAAUUAACUUCGCAGUGGCACAUGCCAUAAGAUGUAUUCAUCCCUUGUAACAGUGUUCAUGUACACUCUAGAUGUACGACGAACUCACGGUUCCUACUUCCUACAGGUUAUUGUUGCUAAUCAGAGGGAUACAGAUAUCGUGGCGAACA
This is a messenger RNA of Phragmites australis (common reed), 1386 nucleotides long. RefSeq names its product probable sugar phosphate/phosphate translocator At3g11320. The transcript has 4 exons. Gene Ontology annotation, cellular component: Golgi apparatus. The coding region runs from base 49 to 1020 and encodes 323 amino acids. Gene Ontology annotation, molecular function: antiporter activity. Lineage: Eukaryota; Viridiplantae; Streptophyta; Magnoliopsida; Poales; Poaceae. The record is from RefSeq and is a predicted model, not a curated record.